ACAUUGAGGUGACAGAUUUUCAGUGAGUUUUGAAUGGUGGUGACAGGUUGAUAUCCGUUUGUUUAAAACAUAAACAAUGAUUAUAUCAGCUUCAGAUUUGGCAAAAUACAGAUUACUGUGAGAACAGCUUUUUGUGGGAUAGGUUCUUUGUGAGAAUAUUUGAUUGAGUUGGAAUAAAGUUUUGACUUGUUUUGGCCUAAAUGGCCGAAUUCAGUUCAAAUUCUUAAGGUAAAAAUUAUUUAGUGAUCAGGAGAUUUAAUAAAUAUUUUGGAUGGAUGUGACCACUGUAUUCGUAUAAAUUAGCCACUAUGAAUAUUUAUUUUCAAGUUUCACAGUAUUUCAGUUAUGUAGAAAUGGGAUUACAAUUGUGGUUUUUACUGUUGGAGAGUUUUCAGGUGGUUUAGAACAACACAAGCAAAAUGACGCUGGAACGAAAUUUACAAUUGCCCGCUGAAGUUGUGACAAAAAGAAUGGCGGCGGGUCACAGAACAACAGCGAUGGACAUUCCGAAGAAAGACGAGCCAAUCAACAGUCGGAAUAGUCCGAGUAACCUACAAGUUCUCAUGACAAGCAGCUCCGACUUCGAAUUUCCAAAUAGUAUGCUUCAACUGGACCACGAUAUAGAGCAGCUCAGUCUCACUGAACAGUCCAACUCGAGCACCGACGUCUCCCCCACAGCACACUCUGCACCUGUCACACCGUGUCACAAUCAGUUUAACAGUGUAGAUUACACAGCUACUCAGGGUGGAUUCUUCGAGGGGCUGCUGGGAUGUCUGCGACCAGUGUGGACCAUGAUAGGCAAAGCUGCUGUCGCCGAAAUGAAAAAAGACAGCACUGAUGACUGGGAAAUUCCAUUUGAGAAUAUCUCGGACCUGCAGUGGCUCGGCAGUGGUGCACAGGGAGCUGUAUUUCUCGGGAAGCUGAAUGGCGAGGAGGUAGCGGUGAAGAAGGUCAGGGACGUAAAAGAGACAGACAUUAAAAAUCUCAGGAAACUAAACCAUCCCAACAUCAUUCCAUUCAAGGGUGUUUGUACGCAGGCGCCGUGUUACUGCAUUAUCAUGGAGUACUGUCCGUAUGGUCAGCUAUACGAGAUUCUACGUGAUGGGAAGGAACUGCCGGUAACGCUGGUUCUCGAUUGGGCAAAACAGAUUGCAAGUGGAAUGAAUUAUUUGCAUAAUCAUAAAAUCAUUCACAGGGACCUCAAGUCACCAAAUGUGUUGAUUGGUAAGAAUGAUGUAGUUAAGAUCUCAGAUUUUGGGACCAGUAAAACGUGGAAUGAGAAGUCGACCAAGAUGUCGUUUGCCGGCACAGUGGCAUGGAUGGCACCAGAAGUCAUCAGGAAUGAACUGUGCUCUGAGAAAGUGGAUAUAUGGUCAUAUGGCAUAGUGCUAUGGGAGUUAUUGACAGGAGAAAUUCCAUAUAAGGAAGUGGACUCGUCAGCUAUAAUCUGGGGAGUAGGUCGGAACAGCCUUCACUUACCCAUUCCAGCAACCAUCCCCGAGGGAUUUAAAUUGUUAAUGCGACAAUGCUGGAGUGCCAAGUCCAGGAAUCGUCCGUCAUUUCGCCAGAUUCUGAUGCAUUUAGAAAUUGCCUCCCCUGAACUGCUGAACUUUGAUCAGGAAGACUUCAUAAAAUCGCAGAUUAAAUGGAGACUGGAGAUUGGAGAAGCGUUGGAGAAGAUACACAGUGAGGGCAGCCACCUGGCACAGAAUGAGGAGGAGCUGGUCAAACGUAGACUUCAGGAACUGAGGCAUGCACAGGAUGUUAGGGAACAUUAUGAGCGGAAGUUGGAACGUGCCAAUAAUCUCUACAUGGAACUGACAGCCUGUAUGCUACAGCUGGAGAAACGUGAGAGAGAACUCAUCAAACGUGAACAGCAACUGGCAAUGUAUGCAAAGAAAAGAAAGAGUAUAUUACGGCCAGUCAUUCGACAGGAAGUAAGGCUGGACAGACUGAGCAAGAAACGAGCAUAUAAAUCUGGUUCAGAACCCACAAGUCCGGAGAAGAGUGGAAGUUCAGCAAACAUUCCGCCUCCAAAAGAACUAAGCCCCACCCACAUUCACCCAUCACCCACCAAGAUGAGGAUGUGGAAAAGGCGUCAUCGCCGUAGCAACAGCAAAGGCGCUAUUUCUACCUCCAAUACUAGCCCAGUGAAGAGUCCAACCAAAGAUGCACUUCAUGAUGAGCUACAAUCAAACCAAAUAAACUUACGUCAUGUUGACAGAACUACAGUUUCUCCUUCAACAUUUAACUUUUUGGGCCCGGCAACAGCUUUGAGAGAGUUGGGGAGCCCAACAGAACAAAAUCCUGUACAAGAACUCGAUCUUACUGCAUCUAGUGUUAACUGUGAUAAAAACUUAAAUGAUGUGUGUUUUGGAUGUGAAGGUCAUUGUUCAGACGUUACUUGCUCUAGUAAAGAGACAACACCAUCGAGAGAGAGUGCAGACAUUGAAAGCAAUGCUUGUGAUUCAACAUAUGACACUACACCAAGUCCCUCUUGUCAUAUAGAAAAUAUCGUUGAAUUGCAAAAACAGAAUGAUGAAAACGAUUUAGACACCAAAUCAAAAUCAACAAUGUUGAACGAUUUAGACUCUAAUGAAAAUUUAAAAUCUUCCUGUGUUACAAACGAUAGUGAUGCUCCAAUUAUUGAAAUUACUAAGGGAGAUAAUUCAAAUUUAGACUAUACAAUAAAAAGGAGUAUUUCAGAUGUAGAGUUUUCUCCCUCUAAUCCUCCUUCUCCUAUGGGACUAGACAAAAUGGAGGAAGACAGUUUUAUUGGGCAGACAAGAAAUUCUGUGAGAUACAGACGUCCAAAAAAUUCUGAUGAUUCCUGGUCUGAGGAAGGUGAAGUCAGUUCCGAUGAUGGUUGUCGACGAAUACACAGUCGACAGUCAUAUUGUUCCAGCGUAAGUUCCGAGGGAAAUAUUUCUGAGGAAGAAAAUACGAGCGAAGUUUCUAUGAGAGAUAAUGGACUCUUGUCAACCAAUAGUUCAGAAAAUUUACAAAUUGAACUAGCAAAAUGUGCAAAUUUAGAAGGUUUAUCCAGUGAUGGAGAAAUGAAAUUCCACCGAAUCAAGCAACGGGCUUCCCCUCAGCGAUCAUUAGAGGUUCAUCAUGGCUAUUCAAGUUCUGACUCGGAUCAAUGUUCAGAUAUAACAGUGCACACAGCCAUUCAUAGGAAGAGGUCUGUGGAAAGUCGAGACUGGUAGUCGUCCUAACAGUCAACAUGGUCUGAACUAUUAUAUUGCUGUUCCAAGCAACCAGUCUGUUGGAUUUACACUGCUACCAGUCUGGUGAAUAUAGACUACAGCCAAAGAGUACCCAGUCACAUUGAACUGUUGGCAAAACCAGUCUGAUAAACAGGGCCUGUAGUCACCAAGAACUAGUCCAUUGUAUCAGUAUACAUAACCAGUCCAGCAAGAGAAUGGACUGCUGUAACAAAGCACAAAUACUAUAGUCCAAGUCGGCAAGACUAGGCUAAUUACUGAUUACAGUGUUUUACAUGGAAAACAAGACCUUUUAUUUCAGUCAACACCAUAUUGUGAAUAACAUGGACAGAGUUCAAAUCAAAUUUAAAAUUGACAAAAAUAAGUCAAAGUAACUCCUAGGAGAUGUCUCCCAGGAAACAAAGCACAAGUCAAGGCCGGUCAUAGAACCAGUCUGGACAGUUUGCAGAACCAGUCUAGACAGUCAUAGAACCAGCUGAAGAAAUACACAGUGUAGGAACAGGGCACCAGUUGUAAACAGACUGGUCCAGUAUAAAAUUACUAGUUUCAGAAGCUAGACAUGGUAGAAAGUAACUAGUUACAACUUUGUUUUUUAGCGAAUAAAAGAUUAUCAUGAAUGAAUUUAUAAAAUGUUACAUACUUUUAUUGGAACAGAUGAAACUUUUCUUACAACCUUAUAUGCUAAUAAUAAAACAAGAAGCAGCAAUAUGAUUUGAUCACUGUAAACUGUAGAAAUGCUGCUUACAGGAAAUGAAAUGUUAAACUUAUAUUCAGACUGUUAAAUUUUGAAAUUUCUAUAUUUUCUUGUUAAAAAACUUACAAUAAUUCAUUAUUUCAUUUGAAAAUAAUCACUGUAGUCUGUUUAAAAAAUCAUUAUAGUCUUUUUCAAAAUAAUACAAAAAUAAUCACCAUAGUCUGUUUCAAUAUACGCAUCAAUAAUUUUAUAGUUUGUUUCAUGAAUUAAAGUACUACUGCAGUGUGGUAAUUGGGUAUAAGUUGAAAACGUAGUUGAAGCUUGAUGAAUACAAUGCUGUUUGAAGGAGAUAAGUUGCUAAGUGUUGGAGUCAUCCAUUUUAAAAUAUUUUGCACAACAUUCCAAAGUUUUUUGUAUCCCUUUUACAAAAUAUAAGAUUCCAUUUCAUAUUACCAUUUUUUGGCAUAAAAAGUGUUACAUAUUUGUGAAAUAUUAUUUCGGUCAAACAAUUUUUCUUGUUGAGACUUUUUUUUAUUUGGAAUUCAAUCUGAAAAUUGGUAGAAAAGUCCGAAAAUGUUUGACUUAUAGAAGUUGGUAUGGUAUAAAGUGUUUUAUCUUUGAUUUCAACUUAAAGUUUUAUUGUGUAUGAGUACACAUAACAGUUGGCGUGACAAUUCUGGACAGAUUUAUUCCCAGACAGAAAAUGUUAUGUAUAUUCUUGCAAAAUUCUCUCCCUUUGUUCAUUGAUCUUGUUUGCAAAUUCCAAUUAAUUGUCUGCAAAUUCCAAAUUAAUUGUUUGCAAAUUCCAAUUAAUCAAAUGACAGAUAAACAGACUAUUAACUUCUUUCAGUGUGAUCUCUAAAAUAAAAUUAAUAAUUAUUCAUAUUUUCAUUUAAUAAGAGGCAACUAGUUGUAUAUGAUGACUGCUAUAUAUGAAGUAGUAGUGAUGGUUUAUCCAAAGAAUUAAUAAAUAUGGAGAACCGAAAAUUGCAGAACUCAGGAUUUAGCAACUGACAACUGACACAGUUACUCCAGAACAAUUUUUAGCAAUAUUAAUGAUGACAAUGAUAUUUUGUCUCAACAUUUUACAAAACAAAAUAGUGAAGUGGAUUCAUCUGUUUUGGAUUGCCAAUUCAAAUUUACAUUCCUUUAUUUCACAGUGAAAUUAAAAUAAAACACAAUAUGAAAUUCAGUGAUAUUAAGACAUACCUGUGAGACUUUAGAAGAGAGUUUUUUAAAGUUUGCUUCAUGUUUGCUAAUUUGAUAAUAUCCAGUUUUGUCAGCUAAAAUUACUCCUAUUAAAAUGAUUCUUCAUGUGACAGAGUCUUUCAGCUGGCUAUAUAAGGCUGGUAGUUCUACCUAGGUGCCCACCUGUGAUGGAAUAAUGGAGGGGUACCUGGGAUCUUCCUCCACCAGCAAAGCUGGAAAUUCACCUUAUGACCAGCAAUUGUGCCGGUGUGACGUUAACCCAACAAAACAAACAAAAGACAGCCAUUAGUGUCACCGUGAUAACUCUUGCCCACUGUCAUGAGACUAAUGAAGCUUUGCUCUAUGUUAUGUUUAAGAUACAAUUCUAUACUUAUUAAUUCUUUGGUGUAUCUUUAAGAUAUCUAUACGAGAGGUUGUGUAACACAGGUAGGGCAACGAUUUACAGUGUUGAUGCUGAAUCUUGUUAAAGGUGUUGAAGAUUUAUAUAAAGUUUUGUCAUAUGUAAGUUAAAAGGUACAUUUUUAUAGCAUGAUGAAACAUUUAAUAUAUUAUUCAUCCCACCUUUAAUAGGAAAUAUUGUUGUAUUUUUCUUCUCUUUAUCAAUAACAGUGUAGUAAACAUGACCGAUUUCAUAUUGCAAUGUAUUCUAGGACAAAAUUACAUUUUUCAUCCUUGUUACACAAAUUAAAAUGCACUUGUUAAAACUGGUACGAAAACCUCUGAAAUAUUUGUAUAUUUGCCAUAGAAAGAAUGCAAUCUGCUCAUAUACAUUUAUUUGUCAUUUUAAAGCAAAACUUUUGAUCACUAUAGUCUGUUUCAUGAAAUGCAUAACGUAACUUAAACUUUGUUAUUGUUAUGGUCUGUUUCAUGAACAUACACAAACACAAAGUUUGUACUUUUAAAAGUAUGAUUUUUGAUUUCUUCUUUAUUUAUCAGUUUCUCUACAUAAGAUUAGUUCUCGUUAUAAAGCACAGAUAUUUUACCAUGCUUUAAGAAAACAUGGAAAAGCAGUAGAGUAAUGUUAUACAUGUUGGUUUUAAAAUAUCAGGCAAUAAAGGACAGUGAUAUAUGUUGGUAUUUUAAUAUCCAGCAAAAAUGGACGCUGAAAUAUGUUGGUUUUAUAAGAUGGGGCAAACUAUAGAGAAUGAUGUUUUUUUGGUAUUGAGGUGUCAAAUAAAAGAGAAUAACAUUUGUUGUCAUUAUGAUUUCGGUCAUGAAAUAGAGAAUGACAUUUGUUGAUUUUGUAAAAUCAGACAAGAACUAGAAAAUGAUAUUUGUUGGCAUUGUAAUAUCAGACAAGAACUAGAGAAUGAUUUUUGUUGAUAUUGUGAAAUCAAGCAAGAAAUAGGGAAUGGUAUUUGUUAGUUUUGUAAAAUUGGCCAAGAAAUAGUGAAUGAUGUAAUAUCAGACAAAACUUUGACAGUGAUGUAUGUUGGUAUUUUAAUAUCAGGCAAAAAUGUACAGUGAUAUUUGUUGGUAUUGUCAAAUCAGGCAAGAAAUAGAAAAUGAUGUUUGUUGGUAUUUUAAUUUCACACAGUUACUGUUAUAAAAUGGUACUCCUGAUGAAGUUAGUUUGUUGUUCAGUUUUGACCUGUACAAUAUGUAUGAUAUUAAACAGUUACAGAUGUUUUACCCUUUAGACUGCUGGUGGCAAGAUACUUUGCUUUUGCGACUAGUGCAGAUGAAGAUCAGCUUGCACAUGCGUGCAGGCUGAUCAUGAUCUGCACUGUUUGCUAUUCAGUCAGUGAAUUUUCAGUGAACACCCCUUCAAAUAAUAAGUGGUACUGUCCAAAUUGAAUGAUGGACCAGUCCAUUAUAGAAAUCCAGCAGGGUAAGGGUUAACAGAUUGACUAUGUAAUGCUGUGUUAUAUAAAGUGCUAUGGUUUAAGUUACAUAGAUUUAUUUGGUUAUGUUUAAGCUGUUCAAAGGUUUUAUUCAUAUUGAAUUAUGAAAUUUUAAAUGUUGUAUGUUUUAUUCAGAAAGUCAGUUUUUAUCUAUUUAUUGAUUUUGUUUUUUUUACAAGUUUAAACUGGAAAUAAGUUGUUAAUGGUUGAAUGUUUAGGGGUUGUUUCAUUUUCAGAUGAUGAUGUUUAAUUCAAGCUAUUUCAUUUAUUGAAUGAUGUCUUUUUUAAACAUUAAACAAGGUCAGUACAAUAAGCAAUACAAAAUUUCAAGACAAUAACAUAAGUGCAUUGUUUCACCAUCUGUACAAACACACAUAGAAUAUACGUUCAAAUACACAAACAAUGCAUUAUAUUUCUUGGAAUCAUAUUUGUUUAUCUUUAUCCAUCAUUUUAAAAAUAAUAUGAAACAGACUUUUUCCCUUACACUUACAGUGCUGCUUCUGAUUAAAGAACAACACUGGUUGUAUUUUCUUUAAGUGUAUGAAACAAACACUAAAGAGGUUAACAUUUCAUUCUUGUACUUUUCACUAAGUGUGUGAGAUGUGAUAGUUCCAGACAUUAAAUUCUUGUCAGAAUUUGUAAGUAUAUACCUCAAUAGAGCAUGCGUAAAAUUUAAAUCAAAACCAUGUACUUACACAUGUUGCAAGAUACUCACUUAAUAAAUAAGAAUUUACAAAAUUCUUUUUUACUGCAUAAAUAUAUAAUAAUCUACUACACAUAGGCAUGCAUUGAAAUCUCAGCUAUUGUUGUUUUUUGGAAAAAACCUAGCGUUGAGAAGUGGAAAACGUAUGUUGUAUUAACCUUUUAUAUUAAAGAAAUGAAAGAUAUGAUAUACAGAUGGGUACACCGUGCUUUAAUCAAAGCAGUGCUAGCAUUUCAUCAUUUACUUUUCAGUUUCUAAAAGAAAUAUUAAACUCAUUACAAGUGGAGUUAAAUAUUAAACGGGUAGGAAUCAUUAACACAUUUAGAGAAAGCAUCACUUCAUUUAGCUACAUGGUAAACUUUGCAAAUAAUCAUUCCAGUUCUACAUGUACAUGGCAUAUUUUUUGCACAUCAGUUUUUUUAGUCGUUGUAUAAAAUAUACUUUUUUUCAGCAUUCCAAAAAGAUAUUUACAUGAUUAUAGAAUUUUUGGAAAAACAAACAAACGUGUAAUCAAAUUCAGGAAAUGUCCAGGAUGGUUGAUGUUUUAGGAGCAUUUGAUGAAUCUUGUUUUAUUUGACAAAGGCAUUGUGUUUUUACAUGCCUGAACAUUGUUUUUGAUUGAAAUUGUACAGUCAAUAUCUAGUGUUGUUUAUUUUUAUGUUAUUCUUUUGAAUAAGUAAAUUCUAAGGGAGAUAAUUACUGUAUAGUGUGGGUCAGUUUGCUCUGCAGCAGUGAUGUCCCUUAAGCUCCACACUUUUUUUUUUAAAGAUGCUGUAACACUGUGAAUCUUGUUUUUUGAAAAAGAAGCUGAGGAAGCUGUUUGUUUUUUGGUUUAUUAAAAAAAUCCCUUUUUUUUCCAAAAGAAAAAGUUAAAUGUUUCCACUUGGCCGAGUGAUUACACUGAACAUUGACAACAAGGAGUGACUAAUAUUGAUUAAAGACAGUAUGUUAGAGUCAUUGAUCUUCCACCUCUUAUUUAUGUAGGAAAGUUGUUGGCUACUUGUGGAGAAGUAAGUACAGUCAAUCAUUCAGCUACCUGAAGUAUAGGUUUGCGUUACAGCAGACAAACUAAUUCUGAAACAGUGUCCUUUGAUCUAUAUUUCAUAUUGAAAGAGUACAAGAAUAGACUGUCUGUGCUUUUGUCUAGAUUUUUACACUAUUUGCAGGGUUAUGAUGUAUUUAGUAGUGGCAUUUAAAGUAGUUUAUUUCUGACUUUUGAUUUUAAUACUUCUUACACAUGUUUUAGAUACAGGUAACUAUGUAAAAUAUAGUCACACUCUCAUUUAUUUGAUGCAGGCAUCUUCAUUUCUUCCAUAAUUUUUUAAACUCAAACAAGGAAUAUAUAUACUAACCUUUCGUUUUCUGUAGAGUUUUUGUUAUGGGAUUUACAAACUAUUGUUUUAAAGGUCAGCAUAAGUUAUAGAGGUAUACCUUGACCUUUAAAUGUGACUCUAACUAAACUAAUCUAGCUAAACUUAGAUUAUUUGAAAUAAGUAAGUUAUAAUUCCAGUCCUGACAAGAGAUUUAGAAUAAUGUAAUUUCAUACAAUUGAAAUAAUACUUUCCUCCUAAAUUAGUAUGAGCAUGAUUUGUACGAAAAAGGCGAAUUGUGGGAAUUUACCUCUUUCAGAUUAGUUUGGUUUUCAAAUAACAAUACAUGUUUUUGUAACAUUAUACUGUAGACUGGAAGAAUAUCUUUACAUAAAUUUGAAACAGCAGAAGUGACUCUGUCUGUGCUAGGUGUUUUUACCUCACUUGUGAAAUUUUCGUUGGGGGAAAAAAAGGCCCAUUUUUUUCAAAUUUCAGGCAGCUGUACCUUUUAAGUUUAGAUACAUUUGAAUGAAAACAGAAAGCUGUAUUACGUACUGGCAUUUAGGAUUUCUGAAAUCUACCAUGUUUUGCCAUUUUAAGUUAUUUAUAAAAUGGUACUUAAUUAAAGUCAGAGUAAACUUUUACAUGUAUUAGUAUAUUAAAACUGUCUAGACAAGAGAUAGAUUUUUUUCACAUCAGUUUACAUAUACUGUUGAUGUUUACAGCAUAUGGUUCUAGAUAUGAAUUUAUUGUGGCCAUUGCCUCAAUUGAUUUUAUAUUGUUGUUUUGUCUGAAUGAAAUAUACUGUUUGCAGACAUAAUAUGCAAAUAUUGUGCAAAAAUAAAAACCUGAUGAUUUA
This is a messenger RNA of Mercenaria mercenaria, 9846 nucleotides long. Its product is annotated as mitogen-activated protein kinase kinase kinase 13-like. Gene Ontology annotation, molecular function: JUN kinase kinase kinase activity; ATP binding. The transcript is spliced from 14 exons. Lineage: Eukaryota; Metazoa; Mollusca; Bivalvia; Venerida; Veneridae. Bases 420 to 3209 code for a protein of 929 amino acids. The record is from RefSeq and is a predicted model, not a curated record. Gene Ontology annotation, biological process: JNK cascade; protein autophosphorylation.